AUGUGGGAUCUGAUAGAAUAUUUAAAACAACCUUCAUUGGUUGCUGUCAUACAAAAUCAUUUUGGUAUUAAAGACAUAAUAAAAAGUGAAAAAUCAAAUUUGGAAAUUUUAAAAAAUAAUUCUACAAAUAAUACUAGUAGUAGUAUUAGGGAAAAAAAAUGGGAUUUAAAUAAGCCAAAUAAUAAUGAUGAUUAUAUAAUUCAAAAUAAAUUUUGGUAUUAUUUGUUUUUAAUUGGUACUAAUUUAGGCGAUGAAAUUUUUUAUGCAUCAUUUAUACCAUUUUGGUUUUGGAAUAUCGAUGGAGCUGUCGGAAGAAGAGUUGUAUCUGUGUGGACCAUUGUUAUGUACAUAGGACAAGGAACAAAAGAUAUAGUCAAAUGGCCUAGGCCAAGUUAUCCAGCUAAAAGAAUACAAAAAAAAUGGGCAGAAGAAUAUGGAAUGCCUUCUACUCAUGCCAUGAUUGCCGUUUCCAUACCAUUUUCUGUUUUAAUAUUCACCAUGAAUAGAUAUAUUUAUUCAUUUACAUUUGGAAUAUUAUUUUCAAUAACAUGGUGUGUCAUUAUUUGUAUAAGUAGAGUUUAUUUUGGAAUGCAUACAGUAUUGAAAAUCAAUUUUGAAUUAGUGUCGAUAAUAAGAGAAAUUUAUAUGUAUUAUAUUGAUUAUUAUUGGUUAACAUCUUUUUAUUCUCCUUUCGUACUUUUAUUAACCUCAGCUUCUGCCACAUAUUUUUUUCCUAAUUCAGGACAUUGGACUCCAACUAGAGGAGAUACAACAAUGGUGACAAGUGUAUGGGCCGGAAUCCACAUCGGAGCUUGGACGAAUUUCUAUGUUGGAAAUUUAACACCUUAUCCACAUCCACCUCCUUAUGAAAUAAUUUGGCCAAAUAUCUACAUGCUAGGUUUGGGAUUGUUGAGAACAAUUCUCGGAUUUACUCUGGUUUUAGCAACUAGAAAUAUUACAAAAUCAUUUGUAGUUAAUGUUUUAAGUGCCUUUGCAAAAAAUGUAACCUUGAAAAAUUAUAAAAAGAAAACCAAGGAGGUAUUCAUCGAAUUGACAACCAUUUAUGCCACUUAUUUUUUAGUCGGUCUUAACACUGUUUAUUCGAUACCAUUAAUUUUUAGGUAUUUGGGUAUAGAAAGACCGACUUUUUAUACAGAAAUUUAA
This is a messenger RNA of Pediculus humanus corporis (human body louse), 1164 nucleotides long. Its product is annotated as sphingosine-1-phosphate phosphatase, putative. Gene Ontology annotation, cellular component: endoplasmic reticulum membrane. The coding region runs from base 1 to 1164 and encodes 387 amino acids. The transcript is spliced from 7 exons. Gene Ontology annotation, biological process: phospholipid dephosphorylation; sphingosine metabolic process. The record is from RefSeq and is a predicted model, not a curated record. NCBI's taxonomy places the organism in Eukaryota, Metazoa, Arthropoda, Insecta, Psocodea, Pediculidae. Gene Ontology annotation, molecular function: sphingosine-1-phosphate phosphatase activity.